This is a messenger RNA of Lichtheimia ornata, 2526 nucleotides long. RefSeq lists its product as uncharacterized. The record is from RefSeq and is a predicted model, not a curated record. Gene Ontology annotation, biological process: nuclear-transcribed mRNA catabolic process, nonsense-mediated decay; mRNA export from nucleus. The coding region runs from base 1 to 2526 and encodes 841 amino acids. Gene Ontology annotation, molecular function: mRNA binding; RNA cap binding; protein binding. NCBI's taxonomy places the organism in Eukaryota, Fungi, Mucoromycota, Mucoromycetes, Mucorales, Lichtheimiaceae. Gene Ontology annotation, cellular component: nucleus; nuclear cap binding complex. The transcript has 17 exons.
AUGAGCUACGAAUCACGAGGUUACUAUCGAUCGCGACAAGACGGCAACAAUUACGGUCGAUCUGGUGGAGGAGGACGCUACCGAGACGAUCGCCGUGGUCCCCGAAGACGCCGAUCACCUGCAAGAGAUGACGACGUGGAAGACAUUGAAGUUCGAUUGCGUGGUUUGAUUAUCAAGAUUGGUGACAAAAUUUCACCAGAGCUUCAAGUGAAUUUGAACAAGAUGAAGAAUAUCCUCGAUAACGACUAUGCAAAGUAUCCUGACACUGUGCAAGACACCUUGAAGGCAUGCAUCACCGAAUUGCCAGCAAAAGCACCCGUGUAUGGUACACUCCUUGGAUUGCUCAAUGUAUCCAGCCAUGAUCUCGUCAGCAAGCUCAUGUAUCUCAUCAACGAUAUGCUCAAGCAAACGGUCGCAGAAGCCAAUUGGAUCAAGCUCAAGCAAAUCAUGAGAUUUUAUGGUGAAUUGGUCAAUGCCAACGUCAUCUCUCCCACAUCUUACUGCGGAUUGAUCAACGAUCUCUUGUCAGUGUUGAACGAGCCUAAUGAAUAUCGACGUCGUGCGGAUUGCAUGGUGUAUAUUGUUUUAUCGACGCUUCCUUGGAGUGCAAAGCAGCUUUCGGAGCAAACCAUUUCCAAUUUCGAUGACAUUUUGCAACGCAUUGAAGACUACAUGAACCGACGACCCGCCCUUCCUUCACUGGAUAUCUUGAAGUGCUACAGAUCGGGCAUUGUCGACAGCACACAGGAUGCUCUCGCACAUCUUUGGGAACUCAUUAAGCAGCUUCGUAGCAAAGAAUGGGAGUUUGCAUUUAUCCCAAGACUCUACAAUUGGUUUGAAAGCGAAUUUAGUUCGGCAGUCCAGCAUGAUAUACCUCGAGUCGAGCUACCUGAGCACACAGAUUUAAGUGAAUACAUUAGCCCCGAAAAGCCUUUCAAGAUCCACGUGGAUGAUGCUGGUGUGUCACUUCCCAAUGUGCCAGAUCACAAUGGUCUCGAAUACUUUGUGCUCAAUGACGUGAUCUCCGAUAUUCUACGUAUCUUUGAACCCAAUCGCAAGGAGUGUGGCAAGUACUUGCUCGCUGUUGGUAACAGCUUUGAACCUGGUCAUUUCCGAUCUACACACAGCAACGAGCGUGAUCGUGAUGGAGACGAGAACAUGGAUGAGGAUGCACAGGGAUGGUGUUUGGCUGAUAUACUCCUUGAGGUGAUCAUGUCACAAAUGCUCAAGCUUCCCUCAUCACCCUAUCCUCAAGUGUAUUACACCUGCAUUAUGGCCGAGCUUUGCCGCACAGAGACCAGCACUUUCCCGUUAGCUCUUGGAAGGGCAGUCAAAAUCAUGUUUGAUCGAUUGGCAGAUAUGGAUACAGAAUGCGUCUAUCGACUUUCUUGCUGGUUUGCACAUCACUUGAGCAAUUUCGGUUUCCAGUGGGAUUGGGCUUCAUGGGAUAGCGUUCUUUCAUUAGAACCAAGCCAUCCUCAAGUUUGCUUUAUUCGCGAGACGAUUGGAAAGUUGAUCCAUCUCAGCUAUUAUGAACGCAUCAAGAGCAUCAUUCCAGAAAACUUGCAUGGAUUGGUUCCCCCAACUGCACCAGCACCCAGCUUUGCCUACCAAAGCGCAGAGCAUCCACAGCAUGAAGCUGCCAGGGAGGUCAUUAGCACACUUCGAGCCAAGAAAUCCACAGAUGAUGUACAGGCUUUAUUGGAUCGUAUCAAGGAGCAGCAUAGCACCGAUGCCCAAGAACAAGAACGAUUCAUGCAAGAAUUAUUUACACAAUGCAUGCUCUUUGUGGGUAGCAAGAGUUUCUCACACGUGCUGAAUGUGGUUGAAAGAUAUCUUGAAGUCUUGAGAUACGUCAAUUCGUCUCCUGAGGCACGUCUUCGCACUGUACAAAUUGCAGCUGCAUUCUGGAAGGAUAAUACACAGUUCCUAGGCAUUAUCUUGGACAAGCUACUUAACUACCGUGUCAUUGAUCCUGCCAGCAUCAUCACGUGGGUGUUUGAAACACAACAAGCUGAUAGCGCUUACCGUUUCUAUGCAUGGGAGAUUCUACAAAACACAAUGAGCAAGGUCGUGGCUCGUGUGGGACAAGUACGAGUCAAGUUGGAGGAUGCAGAAAAGACCCACAAGGAAAAUGAAGCAAAGCGUGCCCAAGAAGAAUCAAAUGAAAUGGCACAAGCUGAAGCACAACAAGAAUUGGAUACUUUGCGCAUUAUUGAGAAUUCCUUGAACACUGUUUGCCGAGAACAAAAGGAAGUUUUCAUGGCAGCUUAUCAGCGAUUUGUACAAACCUUGCAAGACGCAUUGGCUCCCUUCCCCCCACACGAACGUGAUACACAAUUGACAUGGAAUUAUCGAUGGAUCUUUGGCUGGUACCGGGAAAGCAUGCGAAAGUACUACAAGGAGAGCGGUGGUUUCCUAGUAACACUCGAGAGCGUGGUGUUUACCAACCAAGUGGAUGAGAGUAUCACUAGUGUAUUUAACGAUGUCAAGCAGUUGAAUGAGCUUACUACAGCUACUGUUUAA